This is a messenger RNA of Rhagoletis zephyria (snowberry fruit fly), 1979 nucleotides long. RefSeq names its product protein msb1l (gene msb1l). Lineage: Eukaryota; Metazoa; Arthropoda; Insecta; Diptera; Tephritidae. The record is from RefSeq and is a predicted model, not a curated record.
AACCACAAGAAUUAAAAUAAAGAUCUGGUAUCUCUAUUUCAACAUCUGUUCGACUAGUCAACCACAGCCAACCUCGCCUUAAAACAACCGCCAUUGCAAUUUGAAUAAGAAAAAUUGCGCUAGAAAAAUCAAUUUGUAUCGUAUUCAAUAAAAUAAUUAAUUGUAUUCGCAGUAUAUUACAAAUAUUAUUUUCUUAUUAUAAUGGGUGCUAGGCAAACUAAAAUUGAGGGGACCUACUUGCCAGAAACGCCCACAGUUAUGGCUGGUAAAGUGUGUAUGCCUGUUGACAUGGAUGAGGCAAAUGACUGCGAGAAAAACGUAGAUGUGCAGGACCCGCGUUCGCCAAAUAUCUGCAGAACACCAAUCAGUAUUUUUUCAGCCACAUAUCAAUGCUCAGAAAGUGAACAGAUUGCCAAAGUGAACCAAACUGAAAGCGCAGUUGGACAGCUACGUAAACGUUUUUUCAAAGGAUUUUCUUAUAAUUUGAACGAUCCCCGUUCACCCGGCUAUCAAUUCAAUCGUACACCUAUUUCUUUUGAUGAUUCACAAGACAAAAUCCUAAACUUGGAUGAUACUUUUGCUGAUUUAUUUGCGGAAACACAAGUUCAUACGUUUGUACAUACUGAUACAAAAAUUGAUCAAGAUUCAAAACUUAGUGCGCCUGAGUCGGGGGAAAAUACUGAAUCUGAUGCGGCUUAUGAAGAACUGAAUGCCGUGAUUAAGGAUGUAAACGAAAGUCUAGAUUGCCUAAAAGAAAAUUCUAACUCCGAGGUAGUGGCUUCGUCCCUUCCAUCAGAAUUGACACUUUCGCCAAAGAUUUUACAAGACGAAAUUGAUCCACGCUCUCCUACAAUAGGAGUCGAUCGCACACCAAUAAUAUUUAACGAUGAUGAGGAUGAAACUCAUGAAAGCAUCUUGUUGGAAAGCAUUUUAGCCACUCUUUCGCUGGAUAUGAGUAAUAGCAGCUUUUGCUCACUAGGCACGCCUAAUCGGGAGGCAACUUCACCCCACCAAAAAAUCGAUUCAAGUAAAACUGAUCGCCAAGGUCAGCUUUUUAGGAAAAUUACACAUAAACGUAUGCGCCGAACACACGUCAAUGAGAAAAUCUCGCUAACACGUCGCACACCAAUAGAUGAAGAAAUGUCUCCGCAGCGUGUGUUUGAAGAUUGUGAAAAUGUUGUAGCGAACUCGAACGUAGAAAGAAAGUUGAAAAUGCAACAAAAAGAUUCGCACGGCAAUACGAAUAAAAGAACACCACUCAGUUGUAUUAAAAACAAAAGAAAUUUACACACAAAAUCAGAAGAGUAUUCAAUGAAAUCCCACAGAGCACGAUUGGAAAAUGCUAACGAUGACAAUUUUACCAUUGGAUAGAAAAAGCAAAGCGACAUGUAGAAAGGUAGCAGUUAAUUAUGUCUUGAAAUAUUUUAGCUAAUUACUUCUAUAAAGUAAGCUAUAGCUAUAAUUUUUUUACAUAUUUACGUAUAAAAAAUUUAUUUGUUUGUUCAUACCUGUUUCUCAGUACUGAAAAGUCUGAAUAUUUGCUUGAUAUUGCAUAUUUUUAAAUUUUUCUUCAUAUUUAAUAAACAAAAGCCAAUGGGUUGCCGUAAAUGCAGUAUUUUCGUGUUUUGAGCUGUAAUUGAUUAUAUAUGAUGAAUAUUUUCUAUUACGUUUAUGUACAAACAUGUGUACAUUACGCUGCCGACAAUAGUUCCAUGCUGUCAUUUUACUGUUAGAAUUCAACCACUUUCACCUACAUCAAUAUAAUGCACACCUUUGUAUACAUAAGUACCGCAAAAGAAGCACUUUGGUACUACGACACGUUAAUAUACGCUAGUAUGCUUAUUUAACAACUCAAAAACUGAACGGAAAUUGCAAAAGCAUGCCCCGCAGAGGAACUGUGACUGAUUGUUUUUGUAUCCUUAUAUUUCCUGGAAUCAUAAAAUAUAAAAUUGCCACUUGAAAACUAAUUAGCUUCAUAU